This is a messenger RNA of Oryza brachyantha (malo sina), 1611 nucleotides long. RefSeq names its product tubulin beta-3 chain. Gene Ontology annotation, cellular component: microtubule; cytoplasm. Gene Ontology annotation, biological process: microtubule cytoskeleton organization; mitotic cell cycle. The coding region runs from base 78 to 1415 and encodes 445 amino acids. The record is from RefSeq and is a predicted model, not a curated record. The transcript has 3 exons. Gene Ontology annotation, molecular function: GTP binding; structural constituent of cytoskeleton; GTPase activity. NCBI's taxonomy places the organism in Eukaryota, Viridiplantae, Streptophyta, Magnoliopsida, Poales, Poaceae.
UCUCCUCUCCGCCAUCUCCUCCGCCGCCGGAGCCAGCCACCCCUGCCGAGGCCGUCGCCGUCGCCGUCGCCGCAGCCAUGAGGGAGAUCCUCCACAUCCAGGGCGGGCAAUGCGGCAACCAGAUCGGUGCCAAGUUCUGGGAGGUGAUCUGCGACGAGCACGGCAUUGACCACACCGGCAAGUACUCGGGCGACUCCGACCUCCAGCUCGAGCGGAUCAACGUCUACUACAACGAGGCCAGCGGCGGCCGCUACGUGCCCCGCGCCGUCCUCAUGGACCUCGAGCCCGGCACCAUGGACUCCGUCCGCUCCGGCCCCUACGGCCAGAUCUUCCGCCCCGACAACUUCGUCUUCGGCCAGUCCGGCGCCGGCAACAACUGGGCCAAGGGCCACUACACCGAGGGCGCCGAGCUCAUCGACUCCGUCCUCGACGUCGUCCGCAAGGAGGCCGAGAACUGCGACUGCCUCCAAGGAUUCCAGGUGUGCCACUCGCUGGGAGGAGGCACUGGUUCCGGAAUGGGCACCUUGCUCAUCUCCAAGAUCAGGGAGGAGUACCCGGACCGGAUGAUGCUCACAUUCUCCGUCUUCCCAUCGCCCAAGGUGUCCGACACCGUCGUGGAGCCCUACAAUGCCACCCUCUCUGUGCACCAGCUUGUUGAGAAUGCGGAUGAGUGCAUGGUUCUUGACAACGAGGCGCUCUACGACAUCUGCUUCCGCACGCUGAAGCUCGCGACGCCUACUUUUGGUGAUCUCAACCAUCUCAUCUCUGCAACAAUGAGUGGUGUUACCUGCUGCCUCCGCUUCCCUGGUCAGCUGAACUCUGACCUCCGGAAGCUUGCAGUCAACCUGAUCCCCUUCCCUCGUCUCCAUUUCUUCAUGGUCGGAUUUGCUCCUCUGACUUCCAGGGGAUCCCAGCAGUACCGUGCCCUCACUGUACCAGAGCUGACCCAGCAGAUGUGGGAUGCAAAGAACAUGAUGUGCGCUGCUGACCCGCGCCAUGGCCGCUACCUCACAGCCUCUGCCAUGUUCCGUGGAAAGAUGAGCACCAAGGAAGUUGAUGAGCAGAUGCUGAAUGUGCAGAACAAGAACUCAUCAUACUUUGUGGAGUGGAUCCCCAACAAUGUCAAGUCGAGUGUGUGUGACAUUCCACCCAUUGGCCUGAAGAUGGCAUCCACAUUUAUUGGCAACUCGACCUCAAUCCAGGAGAUGUUCCGCCGUGUCAGUGAGCAGUUUACUGCCAUGUUCAGGAGGAAGGCCUUCUUGCACUGGUACACUGGCGAGGGCAUGGAUGAGAUGGAGUUCACCGAGGCUGAGAGCAACAUGAACGAUCUGGUAGCUGAGUACCAGCAGUACCAGGACGCCACUGCUGAGGAAGAUGAAUAUGAGGAGGAAGAGGAGGAGGAGGUUGCUGCCUAAGCCACCUACCUACCUCCCCAUGUUUGAGCUAUAGAUAUGCUUUUGUGACAUUUGCUAGUUACCAUCGUUGAUUGGGGGUGCUUGUGGUGAUGUUAGAUGCUAGGUUAAUGUUAUCAUUUCCAAGUGCUAUGUUGCCUUGUCGGACUAUUUUUCUCUGGGUUAAUGGUAUGUUCAAAUUAUUGUUAUGUGGUGGAUU